AUGGCUCAUCAGGGAAAUCCUGAGCUCAAGGAGAAAUUUUGCUGCAUGAUCUGCCUGGACCUACUGGGGGAUCCGGUGAUACUUCCUUGUGGGCACAACUACUGCAAGAAUUGCAUAGAGCGCUGGUGGAAUGAAAAGGAGCCGAGUGACACGUACAGCUGUCCUGCAUGCAGACGGAGCGAUAGAUCCAGGCCUAAUCUGGCAAGGAACACUCUGCUAGCAGAAGCGAUAGAACUGCUUGGAAAGAGUCAAGCUGCACCUGAGCUUUGUUCCUCUUCUGAUCGUGAAGAUUUCUGCUCCAAUCACAAGGACGAGCAGAUGAAGUUAUUCUGCCGCACUCAUCAGACGUGCAUCUGCGGCCUCUGCUCAGUGGAGGAGCAUAAAGGUGAUGACAUAGUGUCAGCUGAAUCGGAGAGGACUGAGAAGCAGAGAGAGAUUCACUCAAACCUCCAGGAGAUUCAGGAGAAAAUUAAAGACAGAGAAGAAGACAUUAAGAAGCUUCAGCAGGAGAUGGGGGCUAUUGAUGCCUCUGCUGAGGAGGCAGUGAGGAAGAGCAGCGAGAUUUUUGCUGAGCUGAUCGACCUGUUGAAGGAAAGAAGCUUGGUUGUGAAGCAGCAGAUCAGGAAGCAGCAGAAAGCCGCAGAGAGUCAGAUCAAACAGUACAAAGCCAGACUAGAGACGGAGAUCUCUGAGCUCAGAGGGAGAGAAGAGGAGCUCCAGCAGCUGUCCCACACAGACUGUCACAUCCACUUCCUCCACAGCUUCUCGCUGCUGGGAAAACCCGACAAAACCACAGAUACGCUCAAAUUUAAAGAAUCUGCUCCGUGUUUCUUUAGGGAUCUGACAGCAGCGGUAGCAGAAGCUGGAGGCAAACUGAAGCGCUUUGUUCAUGAGGAAACCAUGAAGACGUCAGUGAUGGAGAUGGAGCUGAAUGUGGUGAUGUCACCAGCUGAGCCCAAGAGCAGAGCGGACUUCCUGCAGCGCUCCCAUCCGGUCAGCCUGAACCCGAACACGGCCCACAGAAAGCUGCUUCUGUCUCUGGGAAACAAGAGAAUUCACGGAAUGGACUCAGGCCCUGAGCACAGAGAGCUUUACUGGCUGCUGUUACUGGGAGGUGAAGCGGACUGGGAGAGUUACCAUUGCUGUGGCGUACAGCAGGAUGAGCAGAACAGGAAGGCAGAGUGA
This is a messenger RNA of Xiphophorus maculatus (southern platyfish), 1185 nucleotides long. RefSeq names its product tripartite motif-containing protein 65-like. Bases 1 to 1185 code for a protein of 394 amino acids. The transcript has 2 exons. Gene Ontology annotation, molecular function: zinc ion binding. Lineage: Eukaryota; Metazoa; Chordata; Actinopteri; Cyprinodontiformes; Poeciliidae. The record is from RefSeq and is a predicted model, not a curated record.